CGCAACUCGCGAGAAACAGGUGUAUUUUAAGAUAUAGUAGAGUGUGUUUUGAAGUGACAUUAUCGUGCCAUUAUACAACAACAUUAGAGCGAUACGAAUAAAAUAAGUUCUUAAAAUUGUUAGUUUUUGCUCUGAGUUGUUGACUAUUGACUAAGCAUCUUGAUAACAGCUACCUGUGUAAAUAAAAUCGUUGUUCUUUAUCGAAAACAAAUUCUACAGAAAGCUGAUAAGCCGCUGACUUGUGAUGCAUUUAUAUGUCAAGUUAUUAUAUUUUACACAAAGUGACUUUGAAUCAGUAUAGUUUGAAGAUUCAAUUAGAAGCGUAAAGUUCAAUUGACCUAUACUGACACCGUAAACAGAAACAACGAUGGCUUUAAAAUUCUGUGCAAAUUUAAAUUUUCUUUUCACUGAAAAUGCAGCGCCGAUUUUAGACCGCUUUCGGUUAGCAAAAUUAGCGGGUUUUCGUGCUGUGGAAAAUAGUUUUCCACUUGAUGUUAGUGUUGACGAUGCCGUACGCGUACAGAAAGAAACCGGACUGGAAGUAGUGUUGUUGAACAUUUGUACAGGUUCCUUACAAGGUGGCGAAGUGGGAUGCACGUCUUUUCCAGAUAAAGAGAAGGAUUUCAAAGCUAAUCUGCUACGUACAAUCGAAUUUGCAAAAGCAUUGAAUUGCAAAAAAAUUCAUUUAUUGGCUGGAAAAUUGCAACAGCCCCCAACGAAAGACAAUCACAUAACGUACCUGAAAAAUCUGAAAUAUGCAGCUAGUGUGUUAUCAGCUGAAAAUAUAACCGGAAUUAUUGAACCAAUUUCGAAGUACGGAGUGCCUGGAUACUAUCUGAACAGCUACGAUGACGCUGUAGAGAUACUGGAAAAGGUCAACAGUGCAAACAUAAAACUAAUGGUUGAUCUAUACCAUCUGCAACAUAUAAAAGGUAACAUUACCCACACAAUUCAAGACCUAAUGCCAUUGAUUGGACAUAUUCAGAUAGCCCAAGUUCCUGGCCGAAAUGAACCAAACACUUCUGGUGAAAUAAAUUAUGAAUUCAUUUUCAAAGUGAUCAAAGAGGCUGGCUAUAGUGAUUGGAUUGGCCUUGAAUAUAAGCCGAUUAGUGGCACAAAUCAAGGUUUAAAUUGGAUUAAAGAAUAUGGAUUUUCAUUGUGAUAACCAAAAAUUUAAAAAAUGAGACCCAUAAAGUAUAUACCGAGUGUAA
This is a messenger RNA of Bradysia coprophila, 1211 nucleotides long. RefSeq names its product hydroxypyruvate isomerase-like protein Gip (gene Gip). Gene Ontology annotation, molecular function: hydroxypyruvate isomerase activity. Gene Ontology annotation, biological process: glyoxylate metabolic process. NCBI's taxonomy places the organism in Eukaryota, Metazoa, Arthropoda, Insecta, Diptera, Sciaridae. The record is from RefSeq and is a predicted model, not a curated record.